This is a messenger RNA of Anoplophora glabripennis (Asian longhorned beetle), 1123 nucleotides long. Its product is annotated as delta(3,5)-Delta(2,4)-dienoyl-CoA isomerase, mitochondrial. The transcript has 7 exons. The record is from RefSeq and is a predicted model, not a curated record. Lineage: Eukaryota; Metazoa; Arthropoda; Insecta; Coleoptera; Cerambycidae. The coding region runs from base 169 to 1080 and encodes 303 amino acids. Gene Ontology annotation, cellular component: mitochondrion. Gene Ontology annotation, molecular function: delta(3,5)-delta(2,4)-dienoyl-CoA isomerase activity.
ACAAUUCUACAAUAUAAACUUAACCCUAAAUAAAUAAAUUUAUUCUAUGUAUUUUUAAUCAUUUCAAACUCAUAUCAUAAUAAUUAAAGUACAAAGGUCAAAGGUUCAUUUUAGAAUAACAAAUUAUUUAAAACUAUUUUAAUUUAGAUAUACCAUAGUGUUAAAAAAAUGUCAGUAUCAACAUUAUCCAAACCAGUAUCCACUUUAUUGCAUAUGUGUAGAAAAAAUUUCGUGAAUAGACUGUCUUCGACUAUGGCAUUUGAAACACUCUCCGUGUCUGUACCACAUGAGUUUGUAUAUCACGUCUCAUUAAAUAGACCUGAUAAGCUCAACGCUUUAAACAAGACCAUGUGGUUGGAAAUAGGAAAAUGUUUCAAUGAAUUAAAUGAAGAUGAGAAUUGUAGAGUAGUUGUUUUGUCUGGAGCUGGUAGGCUCUUUACGGCAGGCAUUGAUUUCGCUAAUUUAAUGGAAACGUCUCCUAUAAUAGCGGCACAAGACGAUGUAGCAAGGAGAGCUAAAAUUUUUUAUAAUUUUGUUGUAAAAUACCAGAAAAGUAUAACGUCUUUGGAAUUAUGCAAGAAACCCGUUAUAGCUGCUGUGCACUCAGCAUGCGUAGGAGCUGGAGUUGAUAUGAUUACUGCGGCCGACAUGCGCUACUGUACGAAAGAUGCGUGGUUUCAAGUAAAGGAGGUAGAUAUUGGAAUGGCAGCUGAUGUUGGAACUCUUCAAAGGUUACCAAAAGUAAUUGGAUCAGAUAGUUUAGCAAGGGAACUUUGCUAUACAGCGAGAAAAAUGCAUGCAGAUGAGGCAUUAAGUUCUGGUUUUGUGUCACGAGUAUUUGAAAAUAAAGAAAAAAUGCUUGAAGAAGUCUUAAAAAUUGCUCUAUCAAUCGCUAAAAAGAGUCCAGUUGCUGUACAAGGAACAAAGACAAGCAUUGUGUACUCAAGGGAUCACUCAGUUCAAGAUGGACUUGAUCAAAUCGCAUUCUGGAAUCAACUGAUGUUGCAAAGUGAAGAUUUUGCUGAAGCGUCAAUGGCACAAAUUAGUAAAGAACAUAAUGUUAAAUUUUCAAAACUCUAAAAUCUAUGAUCUUAUAAAGCAAAAUUAUAUUUUUUAUAAGGUU